This is a messenger RNA of Pieris rapae (cabbage white), 2454 nucleotides long. It is a transcript of the gene Ing5, whose product is annotated as inhibitor of growth protein 5. The record is from RefSeq and is a predicted model, not a curated record. Bases 208 to 1032 code for a protein of 274 amino acids. Gene Ontology annotation, biological process: regulation of DNA-templated transcription. The transcript has a single exon. Gene Ontology annotation, cellular component: nucleus. NCBI's taxonomy places the organism in Eukaryota, Metazoa, Arthropoda, Insecta, Lepidoptera, Pieridae.
CAAACUGAGGCGACAUGAAAUUUAAUAAUGGUUUUAAUUUUAAUUUCAAGUUUUCAAAAAUUAUUAAAUUAAAAUCAGUGAGAGUGAAUAGUGAUAAAUUAUUUUGACCUUGGUUUAGCUUCAAAUCCUCCUAUAUAAUCUCAAUCUUAACAUUGUUAUUACCAUUUAUAAUUUUAUUAAGAGGGAAAAGACUUCGUUAUUUUAAUAAUGACUUCAGCACUUUAUUUGGAGCAUUAUCUUGAUAGUCUCCAGCACUUGCCCAUAGAAUUACAAAGAAAUUUCAAGUUGAUGCGGGAUUUAGACGAUAGAGCUCAUGGUUUAAUGAGGACAAUUGAUCUUAUGGCUGAUGAAUUACUGCCGAAUAUUCCUCAAAUGGACGAAGAAACGAAAAAAGAAAAAGUAAAUACUAUACAAGGGCUAUUUAAUAAAGCUAAAGAAUACGGUGACGAUAAAGUUCAGCUUGCAAUUCAAACAUAUGAGUUGGUGGACAAGCACAUACGGCGCCUUGACUCUGACCUCGCACGUUUCGAGUCCGAAAUUCAAGAGAAAGUCAUGAGUUCUCGGGCAGCACAACAAGCUGCUAGUGAACAGGAAGUAACUCCAACAACUGUUAAGAAGGGCAGAAAGAAGAAUAAAAGUAAUGACAAGUCUGUUUCAUCGACGGGCAAGAAAAAACGCCAAGGUGCGUCGAGUGAAGACGAUGCUGUUGCAAGUGGUAGGUCAGCAGCUAAGAAGAAGGCGUCAAAGAAAGGUUCAGGAGGUUCAGCUAACCCUACUAAAGAACAAGAAGAAAGUGGUGACUUGGAUUCUGUGGCUGGCAUGACCCAUCCUAGUGAUGUAUUAGACAUGCCUGUUGAUCCAAAUGAACCCACAUAUUGUUUGUGUCAUCAAGUAUCCUAUGGAGAAAUGAUUGGUUGUGAUAACCCAGAUUGCCCAAUUGAAUGGUUCCAUUUUGCAUGUGUUGACCUUAAAAUUAAGCCUAAAGGUAAAUGGUAUUGUCCUAAAUGUACCCAGGAUCGAAAAAAGAAAUGAUCUAUAAUAAAACCAUCAGUAAAGACAGAAGCUAAAAUCUUAGCGAAAGGAGCUGCUGAAAAGACUGUUAGUGUAUAAAAUGGAAUUUAAAUACUUUACCUUAAUAUAUUAAUAUUAAUUAUUUAGUAAGAUAUUAAAUUGAAGUUACUUAUGUGAUCAUGAAGUGUAAUAAUGCAAUGAUAGACAAAGCAUAUUCUUAGUAAUUAUUAUGUAUGUGAAAGCAAAUUACAUAAUGUUUUUUUGCAUUUGACUUACCUUGACAGUAUGAUAUUUUUUAGUAAUUUAAAAAGAAAUUAUUUAAAUGUAUUGAUUUGAAUUAUGUUAUUAAAGUGAUAAUGAAAUCAAUUUACUUUUAAAAUAAAGUCUUGUAUAUCAACAUCAUCAAAUAUUUAUAUAAAGAAUUGACUGAGUUUAAGGAAAACUACAGUUACAAUCUCUGGCACCUUUACUUUAGUUAACUUUCUUUUGACAAUCAUUUUAUGUACAGGGUGCAAGAGAUUCUAACAGUGUGUAAAAAUUAUUAGUUAAUCUACCUUGGAUAUAUAAGUUAUGUAAAUAAUGAGAUGAAAUUUGUAAAUGUUUUGUCACAUCUGAUUUUGAAUAAAAUUAAUUUAUUUGAUAAAUUUAAUAAGUACAUUUGAGACAAUUAUUUAAGGAAUCUGACCAUCACAAUGGCUAUUAAUAUUAUAAGAACUGUUCCAAUGAAGACAUUUAUAUUUCAUAUAUACAACUUUUAUUUAGUGGAAUAAUUAUCUACUAUAAUGUAUCUGAUUUACGGUUUUACCAAAUUAUUUAGUUAUUUUAUAACAUAUGCAAAUUAAACACAUCAAUACUUGUUUAAUUAAUAUAGAUGAUGUGGGACAUAUAUUUACAUUUUUGAUAUUUAAUUUUAAGUGUGCAUAUAUUUUAAUAAGUAUUGUUUGUGUAAUUAAUUUGUAAACAAUCAAUUCAAUUUAUUCCUCUGUACAUAUUUUAUGACUUGUGAAUGUUGUAAAUUAAAGUGUACCUGGCAGAUGAAAUUUUACGUUGUAACAUAAUAUUCAUUUCAAUUUUUGUAUGAAUUGGAUUUUCUAAUCAAUUCAGAUAUAAAGUGCAAAAAAAUAUUUUGACAUUUGUAUUUUGUAGUACACAAAUUAUUUGAUUAUCAAAGAAAUCUUCAAAUAUUAUUCCACUAUAUGUUCUAUAAUUUAGUUAUAAUUAUAUAUUAUUUAUAUAUGUAUAAUGCUGUUUUUUUUAAAUGUGAUUAUUAAAUCUAGUUUAAGAUCUGUGAAGUUAGUUUGUAUGUCAAUGUGAAUUUUAAAAUAUGAUUUGACAGCUCAUGAUUAGAUUUUUACUUGAUAUCCAUUUCAAGAAAAGUCAUAGUUUCUUUUUAAUUUUAAUUUUAACAUGCUCUAAUCAAUAUUGUUUUACUUUGUUUUUGUU